Molecule: messenger RNA, 1191 nt
Organism: Hymenoscyphus albidus
Lineage: Eukaryota; Fungi; Ascomycota; Leotiomycetes; Helotiales; Helotiaceae
Source: the annotation of a GenBank genome assembly
AUGUCAGGGCUCUUCGGAUCUUCCAGCGCUGCUACUACCGCAAAUAGUCUGGGUGAUUUGACAAAGGAUAUAGCUUUGAACAGUCCACCAGAAGACAGCAUCGCCGACCUCAGCUUUUCGCCUGUGAGCAACCAUCUUGCGGUCGCAUCGUGGGAUAAUAAGGUUCGCAUUUACGAAAUCAAUGCUCAGGGAGGAGAGGGAAAGGCAGCUUUUGAUCACCAAGGUCCGGUUUUGAGUUGUCACUGGUCUAGUGUAUGUCUACUCUCAAAGCGCAAGAACUUUGCGAAACGUUCUAGCUAACUUGUAUUAUAGGAUGGCAAAAAGGUGGUGGCAGCAGGCGCAGACAAGGCGGCGAGAUUGUUGGAUUUAGGAUCUGGACAAACAUCCGCAGCUACUCAGGUUGCGGCCCACGAUCAGCCAAUUCGAUCCGUCCGAUUCUUCACACCCGCCAACUCAAACGCAGAAAUGGUAGUUACAGGAUCAUGGGAUAAAACCAUCAAGUAUUGGGAUCUCCGACAGUCUACUGCUGUGGCUACAGUACAGUGCCAGGAGCGAGUUUAUACCAUGGAUGUUGCAAAGAACCUCUUGGUUGUUGGAACUGCCGACCGCUACAUCAACGUUAUCAACCUAGGCGACCCCUCAAAAAUCUACAAGACCAUCCAAAGUCCUUUGAAGUGGCAGACCAGAGUGAUUAGCUGUUUCCCUGACGCAUCAGGUUUUGCAGUAGGAAGUAUUGAAGGAAGAUGUGCGAUCCAAUAUGUUGAAGAAAAAGACGCUAGGCAAGCUUCCUCCAAAACUAACUCCUCAAGUCCCAUGCUAACAAUCAACCCCAGCUCAAACUUCUCCUUCAAAUGUCACCGUGACCCCCCACAAAACAACAUGACAAACGUCUACUCUGUAAACGCCAUCUCCUUCCACCCAGUCCACGGCACCUUCAGCACCGCUGGUUCAGACGGAACCUUCCACUUCUGGGAUGGAGUCGCCAAACACAGACUUAAGGGCUACCCGACCGUUGGGGGAACCAUCUCAGCCACGGCCUUCAACCAAGAUGGAAGUAUCUUCGCCUACGCUGUAAGCUACGACUGGAGCAAGGGCUAUGCGAGCAACAACCCACAAUACCCCAAUAAAAUCAUGAUGCACCCCGUCACACCUGAGGAAUGCAAACCCAGACCUAGCACCAAGAAGCGAUAG